AUGUCCAUUAAUGUUGCGUUGAUUGGCUCAGGUAUCUGGGCCAGGGAAGAGCAUCUGCCAGCUAUAAAUGCUGCAGAACAUCUCACCUUAAGAGCUAUUUUUUCGCGUUCCUCAAAAGCUGCUACUGCAUUUGCAAAUGAUCUGCCAGGAUGUAAUGUCUACUCCGAAGAUGGUGAACUCGGCUAUAAAGAUCUUAUUGCACGGAAGGACAUCCAUGCUGUGAUAAUUGCAUUGCCUAUCAAAAAUCAGAAGGAAUAUAUACGGGAUGCUUUAUUAGCUGGAAAGCAUGUCCUCUCUGAGAAGCCCGUCCUCGAAAACGUAAAAGAGGCCGUGGAGAUGAUCAAGUGGUACCGUGCCGAGAUCCACGAUGCUACUUGGAGCAUCGCAGAGAAUUGGCGCUUUCUGAAGAGUUUCGACCAUGCUCGCGAAAUGAUCGCAAAUCUCGGAAAGAUCAUUGGCUUCCAAGUCCGGAUGUUUGACUGCGUCCAAGAGGAUUGGAAUUUCUUCCGUAGUGUGAAACCAGAGACCGAUUGGCGUAAAACACCUACGCAUCAAGGCGGCUUCCUUCUCGAUGGUGGCGUGCACUUUGUGGCAGGUAUUCGGCGACUGCUCGGAGCACAGUCUGGCAACGAAAUCAAACAGUUGUCUGCUAAUACAAGCCUGCUAAAACCCUUCUUACCUCCUGUAGACACCAUCAAUGCUUCUUUGAAGACGGUAUCGGGAAUCUCAGGCGUAGUGCAAUUAUCUUUCGGCACCACGCUUCGGGGCAAUGAAUGGACAGUCGCAUGCGAAGGGGGAGUGGUGACUGUGAAUGAUUCGGAGAUCACAAAGACUGUGAAUGGCAAGGCAGAGAAUGUCUCUAUACCAAAUGAGAGAACGGGAGUACCCCCAGUAGUUCGAGCCUGGAGCGAUGCCCUGGCAAACGGAAAAGUGCGGCCAGAGCUGGAGCCUGAACCAGCUCUUGCUGAUCUAGAGCUGUAG
Molecule: messenger RNA, 981 nt
Organism: Venustampulla echinocandica
Lineage: Eukaryota; Fungi; Ascomycota; Leotiomycetes; Helotiales; Pleuroascaceae
Exons: 6
Coding region: 1-981 (326 amino acids)
Biological process (GO): NADPH regeneration
Cellular component (GO): cytoplasm
Molecular function (GO): nucleotide binding; oxidoreductase activity
Source: RefSeq, a predicted model, not a curated record